AUGGGCCCCUGUACCGCCUCCUCAUGCUGCUGCCAGGCCCGUAAUCUGCCAUGGGCCCCCGUACCGACUCCUCAUGCUGCUGCCAGGCCGGUAAUCUGUCAUGGGCCCCUGUACCUGCCUCCUCAUGCUGCUGCCAGGUCCAGAGUGUGUCAUGGGUCCCUGUACGGCCUCCCAUUGCUGCUGUCUCCAUCGCCACACUCUGCCAUGUGCCACUUUCAGGUCUCCUCACACUGCUGGUGGUUCCAUUUUUUCAUAGGGCGCUGUAUGGCCAUCCCAUUGCUGCUCUGCCUCCACUGCCACACUGUGGCUCCACACUCUGGUUUUGGCCCCGUGACUGCCCAAAUGAGUGAAGUGUGCGGUGAUUCUAAGAUCGACGGCACUCAUCUGCAUGUCAUACUGACUGACAGUAUUAGUUUUCUCUUCCCCAGCAGACUCCAAGGGCAUUUAAAUUAAAGGUACAGUGUUCUGCACUAAUAUAA
This is a messenger RNA of Staurois parvus, 479 nucleotides long. The record is from the annotation of a GenBank genome assembly. Lineage: Eukaryota; Metazoa; Chordata; Amphibia; Anura; Ranidae.